Trifolium pratense (red clover) is the source of this 3026-nucleotide messenger RNA. RefSeq names its product ubiquitin C-terminal hydrolase 22. Gene Ontology annotation, molecular function: cysteine-type deubiquitinase activity; zinc ion binding. The coding region runs from base 557 to 2221 and encodes 554 amino acids. Lineage: Eukaryota; Viridiplantae; Streptophyta; Magnoliopsida; Fabales; Fabaceae. The transcript has 3 exons. The record is from RefSeq and is a predicted model, not a curated record. Gene Ontology annotation, biological process: protein deubiquitination.
ACUUCACCAUAAUUUAACGUUGUUUAUUGCAUUACUAUGAUUAUCAUUAUUAUAGUAUUUUUUUUUUUUUUUUGAUAAGCAUUAUUAUUAUAGUAUAUUUGAUCAAAGACCAAUGACUCAAUGUUAUUGACUGAGUCGGUAUCUUUAUCUUUUUCUUAAUUGUUGCCUUUUAAUUUUAUUAGAAAAAAGUGAAACUUCUCACAAUUUUCUUUGGGGUCUUCUCAUUGAUUGAUUAUUUUUUCUCAGAAAUAAAAAAGCAAGAAACAUCUAUUAUUCAUUGAAGCAUGCGUGUGUAUUUUUUUAUAUAGCUUUUUGUUAUUAAUAUUAAUUUAUAUCUAUAUUAUGGAUCAUGAUCAUCUUCAAAACCAAAUAACUAAUCAAAAGUGAAAACCUAUUUUUCUUUCUUUCAAUUUUUUUUUUUUUUUGUUGUCUUGCUUUUUCAACUGACAUCAUUAAAACAAGACAAUAACAUCACUUUAGGUUUCUUCAACAAUCAUAUUCAUUCUGUCUUUUGUUUUCAACCAUUCAAUUUGUUCCAAAUUUUUUCAUAGUUACUAUGUUUCAAAGAAACCCUUUAUACACAAACCCAGAACCAUGUCAGCAUCUUUCUGAUUACAAACACAAACAUGGAUUCAGUGGCUACAAAGCUAUUCAAAAGCUACUUGUAACUUCUCCAAUUGGAAAAAUUAGUUUAAAAAAACCUAAUUUAAGAAUACCCAGAUGCAGUUUUUGUAAUGGGUGUGAAAAAAAAAGGAUUUUUUUAUGUUUGAUUUGUUCUUCAUUCUCUUGUUUUGAUCAUACCCUUUUGCAUCCAAAAGCUGAAAUUGGUCAUACUUUGUUUAUUGAUAUAGAAAGAGCUGAACUUUUUUGUGGGUUGUGUUGUGAUCAAAUUUAUGACCCUGAUUUUGAUCAAGUUGUUAUGGCUAAACAUUCAAUGGUUUUGCCACAAGGUGCUAUUGGUAAUGAGAGUAUUGGUCAGAGAUUGAUUAAGAGAAGGAGAUUGGUUUCUGGGGUUGGAUUGUAUUUGAAUAGUAAAUCUAAGUUUAGUUUUCCAAUUAAAGAUCUGAGGGGUAAAUCUUGUUUUCCUGAGGGAUUAAGGGGUUUGAAUAACUUGGGUAGUACUUGUUUUAUGAAUUCUGUGUUGCAAGCAUUGUUACAUGCACCUCCUUUCAGGGACUAUUUCUUGAGUGGUGGACAUAGUUUGGAAGAUUGUAAGAGAAGAACGAUCGAUCGGCUGUGUUUGAUUUGUGAUAUCAAUGCUGUUUUUUCGGCUAUGUAUUCGGGUGACCGAAAUCCGUAUAGCCCUGCUCGGUUUCUCUACAGCUGGUGGCAGCAUUCGGCAAAUUUAGCGAGUUACGAGCAGCAGGAUGCUCAUGAGUUUUUCAUUUCGAUGUUAAAUACAAUCCAUGAGAAAGAGGGCAUAACAAGGAAUGGAAGCAAAGGAAAUGGUGGAGAUUGUCAAUGCAUUGCUCACAGAGUGUUUUAUGGACUUUUGAGAUCAGAUGUUACCUGUAUGGCCUGUGGAUUCAUCUCAACAACCUAUGACCCUUUUUUGGACAUUUCACUUAACUUAGACAUUAAUAUCGCUUUGACAGAAAAAGGUAAAAAAGUUACCAAAUCAAAUGAGGAUGACAGCAAGUCUACACUUCUCGGUUGUUUGGAUUUGUUCACUCGGCCAGAGAAGUUAGGUUCGGACCAGAAACUUUACUGCCAGAAAUGUAAGGAAAGGCAAAACUCAUUGAAACAAAUGUCAAUUACAAAGCUCCCUCCGGUACUUACUUUGCACGUAAAACGAUUUGAGCAUUCUUUUGUUAAGAAGUUGUCAAGAAAGAUCGACCGAUACCUACAAUUUCCAUUCUCCUUAGACAUGACUCCAUAUUUGUCCUCUUCUAUCCUUAGAGCCAGAUAUGGAAAUAGAAUUUUUAAUUUCGGAGGCAAUGAAUCUGAUACAUUUUCCAAGUUCGAGAUUUUUGCAGUGGUGACACAUUCAGGGACGCUCGAGUCUGGCCAUUAUGUUUCUUUUGUACGACUAAGGAAGCAAUGGUACAGAUGCGACGAUGCUUGGAUCACCGAGGUUGAUGAGGCAACAGUUAGAGCUUCACAAUGUUACAUGAUCUUUUAUGCGCAGAAAACAUUGUUCAAUAACGCAAGUGAAGAUCUGAGUCACCUUCCGACUUCACCUGGAAGAGAGGUUUUCAUUCCUAUUGCUGGUUGUUGCUAGAGAGGAUAUUAAAGAGAGUACACGACAUCAAACAAAAAAGAGCAUCUCGAAGUCCAAUUUGAUGCUCACUGAGAGAACACUUUCUCUUUGAUUCUCUCGCAUGGCUUUUGAAAAUCAUGGUUUGUAGUUGACAAGAAUGAUUUUCAAUAUUCGUAUUGAAGAUUCAAACUGCGACAAGGUGGAUAUGGAAAUGAAAAGCAAGGUUGCUAACAUGACCUUAAUUGAGUAUACACAUGCGGAUAUGUCAACGACAGUUUGAAACAAAGAUCAAGAGCCAGAAGCAACUUGGCUACAUUUAUGCUUUUCAUUCGAACUGAUGAUAAUAAGAGUUGUUCAACAACCAUUGUUACUCGUGUCUCCACUAAGGUAAGUACAUGGAGAAUAAAGAAGAAUCAAGGGCAAAAAAGGUUGCUUCUAAUUUUUGUGUGAAGGACCUUGUAUAACUCAUGACCCUUUUACCUUGAGAGUGUGAAUUUUAAAAGGUUGCUUCAUUGGUGCACAAUAGACAAGGGUAUUGUUAAAGAUGGAUUAUUUCACAAAAGAUAUAUGACUCUUAUCAUUUUCCUGUGUAAUAUCUGUUUUUUAUAAUUGGAUUAUGAUUUUAAGUUUAGGGUUGGACUGGACAGGUUGAUAGGUGGGGUGAUAUAAAGUAUGAGUUGGUGCUGGUUGGGUCAAAAUUUCAGCUAUUUUUUUGGUUCAAAUUUUUAAAGCAAAAUGCAUAAUAUUGGACCAUAUGAACUAAUGAAAAACUUGAUGUGGGAUCUGGAUUAAACACAGUAGCUGCGUCACACAACUACUAUUUUUA